GGUUUUUGGUUUGGGUUACAGCGCAACUGAAUGCCACAGUGCUGUCGCGCGCUCAGUCGCACGAGCAUAUCUUGAGAGCUGGAGUUUUAUUCUGCUGCCUCGCGACUCAUUUUCUUUUUGUAACGUUGUCUAUGAGUCUUAAUCCAAUAAACCAUUCCAUAUCGGUUAGUGACAGUUUUGGACUAGGUUACGGAACGUUUUUUUCUUAUAUAGCCUACUCUGGAUGUACAUUGUGACUAACGAUGUUUCAAUGGACCUGAAUGAGAAAGGAUUGUUCUUUUCAUCGUCAAAACAAUAAAUUGCGUGUUUGAACGAACUUACCCACGGAUAAAAAGCGCAAUGAUUUUCGCCGCGAUUUACAUCGUUUUACCGCUGUGGGAUGUGCUGUUAUCUGCCGAGGAGUCUUACUUUACUAGUUCAAACCGGCUGGACUGUGUGAAGGCGAACGAGCUGUGUUUGAAGGAGCCGGGAUGCAGCACAAAGUAUCGAACUAUGAGGCAGUGCGUGGCGGGGAGGGAGAGCAACUUCAGUAUGGUGACUGGAGUGGAGGCGAAGGAUGAAUGCCGGCUUGCACUGGACGCUUUAAAGCAGAGCCCUUUGUAUAACUGCCGCUGUAAAAGAGGCAUGAAGAAAGAAAAGAACUGCCUGCGCAUCUACUGGGGGAUCUAUCAGCAUUUACAGGGGAAUGAUUUACUUGAGGAUUCUCCAUAUGAGCCUGUGAACAGCCGGCUUUCUGAUAUAUUUCGACUUGCUCCCAUCUAUUCAGAGGGAGGGACUAAUGGCGGUCCCUGGAGCAGUCCUAUCACCGUGGCCCCAGGGAGAGGGUCCCAGGGCAGGUCAAUACCACUUGAACCUCAAGACCCCAGUAGAAACAGAAGGGCUCACCCAAACUGGGCUAUUCUGGGUGAGCCAGCGCUAGCAAAGGAGAACAACUGCCUGAACGCAGCAAAGGCCUGCAACUUUAUAUUGUCUUUUAUACCAUGCAUCUUUGUCUUUGCAGGUGAGCCAGCGCUAGCAAAGGAGAACAACUGCCUGAACGCAGCAAAGGCCUGCAACCUAAACGAUACCUGUAAGAAAUAUCGUUCGGCUUACAUAAGCCCCUGCACCAGCCGAGUCUCAACGGCUGAAGUCUGCAACAAACGGAAGUGCCACAAGGCCCUGCGGCAGUUCUUCGACAAGGUGCCGCCCAAGCACAGCUACGGUAUGCUCUUCUGCUCCUGUCCUCUAGGGGAUCAGCUGGCCUGUUCUGAGCGCAGACGCCAGACCAUCGUACCAGCCUGUUCAUAUGAGGACAAGGAGAAGCCCAACUGCCUGGCACUGCAAGCGUCCUGCAAGACCAACUACAUCUGCAGGAAGGAGGCAACCCCAGAGUCCGCUAAGUGGCUUGUUAAGGAUUCAUUAGCACAACGUGGAUUUAUAUUGUCUUUUAUACCAUGCAUCUUUGUCUUUGCAGGUGAGCCAGCGCUAGCAAAGGAGAACAACUGCCUGAACGCAGCAAAGGCCUGCAACCUAAACGAUACCUGUAAGAAAUAUCGUUCGGCUUACAUAAGCCCCUGCACCAGCCGAGUCUCAACGGCUGAAGUCUGCAACAAACGGAAGUGCCACAAGGCCCUGCGGCAGUUCUUCGACAAGGUGCCGCCCAAGCACAGCUACGGUAUGCUCUUCUGCUCCUGUCCUCUAGGGGAUCAGCUGGCCUGUUCUGAGCGCAGACGCCAGACCAUCGUACCAGCCUGUUCAUAUGAGGACAAGGAGAAGCCCAACUGCCUGGCACUGCAAGCGUCCUGCAAGACCAACUACAUCUGCAGGUCUCGUCUGGCUGAUUUCUUCACCAACUGUCAACCUGAACCCCGCUCUCUCUCUGGCUGUCUGAAGGAGAAUUAUGCUGACUGCUUGCUGUCGUACUCUGGCCUCAUUGGCACGGUGAUGACCCCAAAUUAUCUGCGCUCACCCAAGAUCAGCGUGUCUCCAUUCUGUGACUGCAGCAGCAGCGGCAACAGCAAAGAGGAAUGCGACAGAUUCACAGAGUUCUUCACUGACAACGCCUGCCUGCGUAAUGCAAUCCAGGCCUUUGGAAAUGGGACGGAUGUGAGCGUUUGGCAGCCAAUGCCCCCAGUGCAAACAACCACCACUAUGACAACACCAUCCCAGAGGAACAGAGAUCGAGACAGAUCACCCAAUGCCAUAGAGCCAGGGACACACAUCAACCAUCUCAAUCCAGCUGAUAACUCCCUCUACCAGUUCUGCGGAAGCCUCCAGGCUCAGAAGCUGCAGACAAACAACACAAUAGCUGUGUUAUGUGUGGACCCACAGAUCGAUGACCCCAGCUCCUCCAACGCCAUCUCCAGGAAUUCGUCCACUCGGCAGGCAUCUCUAUCAGGCCUUAGCUCUCUGCUGCUCCUGCUGGCUACCUCCUUGCACUGCAUCUUCACUGUAGCGAUGUUGUAGCCACCUAAGAACAUAAAACACGGACAGUCACAAUUUGUACAAAGUCGAUCGCUGUUCCUGGUCAAUCUGUUGUACUCAGUACUCUCUCUCUUUCUCUCUCUUAGUCCCUCCCUUCCUCUCUAUUGCUGUUCUGUUUUUUAAGAGCUUUUGUUGAUGUUGUUGAUGCAACGAAACAAAGUGGUCUUGGUGUACUCGAGUUUCUGUCUCUCUUCCCUCCUGAUUUUGCAUCGGAAGAUGAAACGUGAAAGAAAUGCAAGAGAACCCUGGAAUCAUUGCAGCAUUCCCAUGUGAUGUUGUGCCGUUUACGCAACCGCUGGUGUUUGAGGGCCAGAAAUCAUAAGGACUCCUGUCACAGCAGUAGAGAUUAAUCUUAUCUGUGCACUUAACAACACAGUGUUCACUAUCCAUUGCUCACUGGUACACAAAGACACUGCAAAAGUAAAACCAAGACACUAUUAAAACGUAAUUUUUGAGAUGUGGUCACUGUUUAUUUCUACAAAUUGUCUUCUAACAUUAUGGUGAAAAUUAGAUUCUCACUAAUUGUGCUUCUCCGUAGUUUUUCUAUAGCAUCACUGGCCCAUCUGUAGGUCAAACAUAUCAAAAGACAUUUACAAAACAUCUAGUCACAGAAAGUGAAAGGAGGGUUUAGAGGGGAGUUUACUGGAUGACCAACAGGACAGUAGCUUUGUCUGAAAAUACAUGAAAGAGCCUAUUUGACAACUUUGCUCUGGUUUGUCAUGGUGUGUUUGCGUGUGGAUGCAUGUGUGAAUGCGUAAUGCUGUUUGUAUGUGUUUGUUUGAACGUUGAGGAUGAGGUCAUGGGUUGACUGGAUGGAUAUGUCAAUAGAACUGGGGUUUCAUAACUCCUCUGUCACAGUUUGCGGGAGAAAACAUGGACUGAGGCCGAACAGCAGCAUUGAUUCUUGUGUAAUCAGACGGUGUGUCAAGGUUCUAUGUUACAAUUGCAUAUAUAAGUAUCUGUAAAUUGCAAUGCAUUACCACUCACAAGGCUAAACCUACAGGCAUCCGCGUAUCUAUCAAGUGUAUAUUGCCUUUCUGAUGUUGCUUUGACAGGGAUUUUCAUACUUUGGCCCCAACGAAACAUGCAAUCUAGUCAUGUAUGUAUUAUAUACGGUAGCCAGUUUUUUGUACUGUAUGUCUAUACAAAAGUUACUGAAAGAGUCAGUAUUGUGAUCCUGCAUCACAAUUACUUAAAACCAG
Messenger RNA from Sinocyclocheilus rhinocerous, 3665 nucleotides. RefSeq names its product gdnf family receptor alpha 1a (gene gfra1a). Lineage: Eukaryota; Metazoa; Chordata; Actinopteri; Cypriniformes; Cyprinidae. Gene Ontology annotation, biological process: nervous system development. Gene Ontology annotation, cellular component: external side of plasma membrane; signaling receptor complex. The transcript has 14 exons. Gene Ontology annotation, molecular function: signaling receptor activity. Bases 340 to 2445 code for a protein of 701 amino acids. The record is from RefSeq and is a predicted model, not a curated record.